AGGCUGGACUUGUCACAUUUCAGGCAACGGCGGAGAAUUUCUACCUCAUUGCGGACACGUUCUGUAGAACGGCAAAGUACCUGCAGGCGUUGGCAUGUAGCAUCCCCUGCGUGUCGCACAGGUGGAUCCACGACAGCUGCUGUUUUAAUCAACUGCAGGACUACAGGGGAUACAUUCUUCCAGCUGGGCAGAAUAUUAUGACAGGCAAACCUGUGGAAUGGCAGGCAAGAGGUCCGGUUCUUGCAGGACUUCGUAUCAUGAUCCUGUCCGUCAAUAGCAUGUUCAAGGAGCUGUGGUCGCCGGUGCUCGUGGCAGCAGGGGGCGAGGUGGUCGGCGAACUCUAUGCCCUGCAUCCAGAUGCACCGAACCCUGUUGAUGUAGUGAUGGCAGAUCAAAUCGACAAUGUCACACAGUCUGUGGGGCAACUGAGCAUUCCUGUGGUGACGUCAGAGUGGAUCAUUCAGUGUCUGGUCAACGGCUUUAGAAUUGACUGCAAUGCUCAUUCGAAGUUUAGAUUAGACUUGGUAUGAGGCCUGUAGGUCGACAUGUAAUUUUACACAGUGCAAAGGAUUGCAAAGGUUACACAAGGUGUAAAGGAUUUAGGGUGUAUUAAGAGGUAGGUUGUGAAGAGCGUGUACGUGGAAUUUUAAGUGCAUUCGAGAAGUGGUGAGUGACGUCACACUGGCGCGUCUACAUGGUCAUUAAUCUACUAUAUACGCCCAUGAAUACUGUGUAGGCCUAUGUGUGAAGGUACGGGUCAUACUAUAGCAUUCCGGAUAUAUUCAGAGCCACAUGUUAUGUACGGAUUUUAUAGUUUUUCAUACAUGAGAAUUUUCCGCGGCCCUGCGGAUUUCCGCUUUUUAAAUUAUAUUCCAAACAUAAUGAGAAAUUGCUUAAUUCGUGUAGAUCCGUUGAGAACGAAGUGGGGGAGGUAGGUUCAGGUUAGUCAAUGAUUGACGAUCGGUACCGGUGCAUCGUAAAAGCAUUCAAAUACCGGACGAUCACAAGUAAUCUCUGAAAAAUAUUGCUACUACCCCUGUAAUCUGUACUUAGACUGUUCCACUUCGUCGCUCUUGCGAUGGUAAAUCUAUUUUCAUUCGUCAAUUUCCCGAUGAAUGCUUUCAUGUUAAAAUAUGGCUCCAAUCGUUGUACAUAAAAAAUCCAUUCUCAUGUACUCUCAGAAUGCACCAGUCUAGCUUUAAAAUCGUAAAAUUUUACAUGAGAGGGGAGGGGCACAUUAUGUUCUCUAUGUGGGAUACUAAUAUCCAUUUGGAAUACCAGAAACCUAGAAGCUAGUAAUCCACUUGGAUACAAGAUGAAAAUUCUAAUUUUGGGUCCUAUAACUGGAAGAAAUUUUAGAAAAUUAAAUGGGGUUUUAUAUGAAAGCUCAGGAUUGCGUUCAUUUCUUUCAAAAUUUCGCCUGCAGCGCUCGCUAGGCAUGGAUACUGAACUGACAAAUUUUUGAAUCACGCACUUUUCUGCUUGUUUGGUCAUUCACUGUUCUCAUGUAUAAACAUUAGAAUACAUUAUAUAACUUAGAUAAUCAUGAUAAAUUUAUAUAAAAUAUUAUGAAAUAUGUUUUGUACCAAGAUAACAAUAAAUUUGUGUACAAAGUUUU
Messenger RNA from Priapulus caudatus, 1618 nucleotides. Its product is annotated as tumor suppressor p53-binding protein 1-like. Gene Ontology annotation, molecular function: histone binding. Gene Ontology annotation, cellular component: nucleus. The transcript is spliced from 4 exons. NCBI's taxonomy places the organism in Eukaryota, Metazoa, Priapulida, Priapulimorpha, Priapulimorphida, Priapulidae. Gene Ontology annotation, biological process: DNA damage checkpoint signaling; positive regulation of transcription by RNA polymerase II. The record is from RefSeq and is a predicted model, not a curated record. The coding region runs from base 198 to 530 and encodes 110 amino acids.